AUGUCGUUCGGGGUGACAAAUGCUCCUGCUAUUUUCAUGGACUACAUGAACAAGAUAUUUCGACCGUACCUGGAUCAGUUUGUUGUCGUGUUUAUUGAUGACAUACUGAUAUACUCUAAGAGUCGAGAUGAACACGCAGAGCAUCUGAGAGUGGUGCUUGGAAUUCUCAGAGAGCAUAAACUGUAUGGGAAGCUGUCGAAGUGUGAGUUUUGGUUGGAUAAGGUACAGUUCUUGGGCCAUGUAAUCUCAGCCCAAGGCAUAGUAGUGGACCCAGUAAAAAUUGAAACGGUGGUGAAGUGGGAGAGACCGCAGAUAGUUACUGAGGUGAGAAGCUUCUUGGGUCUGGCGGGUUAUUACAGACAAUUUGUGGAAGGGUUUUCCAAGAUGGUGAGUCCAUUGACUCAACUCACUAGAAAGGACCAGCCUUUCUCUUGGACAGACGAGUGUGAAGUCUGUUUUGAGGACAUGAAGAUGAGAUUGACCACUGCACCGAUACUAGCUAUUCUUGACACAACCAAGACGUUUGAGGUGUACUGUGAUGCUUCAUACCAGGGCUUAGGUUGUGUAUUGAUGCAGGAGAAACGGCCUAUUGCUUAUGUGAUAUGA
This is a messenger RNA of Vigna unguiculata (cowpea), 606 nucleotides long. The record is from RefSeq and is a predicted model, not a curated record. Lineage: Eukaryota; Viridiplantae; Streptophyta; Magnoliopsida; Fabales; Fabaceae.